AUGCCUCGCGCAGACAGCGACGCAGGCUCAGACUCGAGCUACAUGGCCUCGGACACCGGAAGCGCCGACUCGAGCGUUUCCUUCACCCAGAUCCUGCGCGUCCCGCGCCCCGACCUCGUCGACUUCCUCUCCGAAGACGACCUUCCCUCUUCUGCCGGCACACUUCCCACGCCCAGCGACAUUCUCUACUCCCGCCAGAUCCCCCAAGCCCGCCUGGCCAAGUCUCGUUUGAUCAAGGUCCUCCGUCGCGAGCCCGCGAUCGGCGAAGAAGGGACGACGGGCGAGGGACUCGUCCCCUCGGAGGCGGCGGACGAGCCCGAGGGCGGCGAGGAGUACCAGGACAGCGGACAGCCUCUGGAGCCCUCGUCUUCUAGCGCAGCCGCUAUCGUCGCGGCAGAAGCACAAGUCGCAGCGGAGGAAGGCAACGGCGCUCAGGAGGAAGAGAUUGUCGGUGCAUCAGUCGAGGGCGAGACCGGGGGUGCGGACGACGGGAGUGAGCCAGCGGAAGGUUCGGAGCAGGCGGAAGAGGAGGAAGCGGACGAGGACGACGAGCAACCGUCAUUCGGUCCCGCGGUACAGGCCGUCCACGCCAUCACGUCGAUCGCCGAGCUUGACAGGAAGUUUGAAGCCUUCCGCCGCCGCAGUACCUGGUUCAAGUGGGACCCGAAGGUCCGCAACAACUCAAAGACGAAGCGCCAGCCUUUCAUUGCUCUCGGCGACCCAGCAUUGAUGGGCAAGAACGUCAACAGCGAACCGACGUUGAAGAUCGACACUCUCGUGACCAUUCGCGAGGAGGCGGCUGAGGGCGCGGAGAAGAAGGCACUCAAGUACAACAAGAAGGAGAACUUGCCGGUGCGGUUGAACGAGUACUCCAAGCUCUUCGGGCCGCUCUGCCGCGAAUCUGCGCGCUUCAUCUCGGCGGUGUUACAGGUCUGCGCGAAUGACGGCGAGGUCGACGAGCUCAUGAACAACGGUGACUUCGACGUUUACCGUCACGACCCCGGCGAAACGACCCUCUUCACCGCCAUUCGCGACCACAUCGAGAAGAUCUUUGACAAGUACAAGUGCGACUACCCCGAGCCGAACCUCGUCACCAAGCUCUGCGCUCUCCUCGUUGACGGCUACGAGCAGGAUGGUAUCGCAACCUCGCAGAACGGCCAGAUGCCGCGACUGGCGGACCCCUCAGGCGGCGACAACAAGCAGUUCGCUUACGGCGCGGUCGGCGUCGGCGCGCUGGUCAUCGGCAUCCGCCUUCUCCGCCCCUUCAUCACGGCGACAAGUUCAUACGUCCCGUUCAAGCGUACGGUCGAGCGUACAAUCACCAUCCGGGUUCGCGAGAUUGGCACUCUUUCCUUCGGCCUUCCCCGUACAAAGGGCAACAGCCAGCGCCAGCGCUUCCUGGUGUCGACCACGAAACAGACGCCGCCUCCACCGCCACCAACAAGCCCUCCCCUGCUCACGUUCCCACACCUCGUCACCGAUCCGCCCGACGCUCUGGGACGAGUGCGGUCUUAUGCACCUUCCCUUUCUGCCGACGACGCUCAGCGUUCCGUCAACGUCCUGGGCUGGGUCAACCACGUCCUUGCGGAGAUGGGUAUCACGGCACUCAAAUCGAAGGAGACGCAGGACUUCUGGAAGGGCGUACUUACGAAGCUGAACGAGACCCCUCUCCCGAUUGCCAAGCGCAAGCGGGUCGGCUACGUCCUCCACAGCUACGCUACACGCGGCCAGACCAUCCACCGCGGCACGCUGAUCGAUCCGGUGGAGGGGAGUGUGAGGAUGGAGGGCGGGUGGUCCAUCUAUGACGAAGGACUGGCAGCGUCGGCUGUCCAGGUUGGCAACGAGGUGUUCGCCGAGACGGGCGACUUCCGCCUUGCCGAGCGUCGUAUGGCUGCCCUUCUCGACGUUGGCGAGGGAGUACUCGACGAGGAGCAGGCGACCGCCCUCGUCCAGCAUCCGCCUGUCAACAUUCGCGCGAACUACGUCGAAUGCGCAGGCUGCGGUGUCGAGAAGCCGCUCGACGAGUUCUACGACCCCUCCGAGGGUGAAGGAUACGCCUACUCCCGUAUUCUCUGUCGCGAGUGCGGGCCUUUCGCGGAGGAAGGGGCUUUCUCACCUCGAUACGACUCCUUCCGUCAGUUGCGCAAGAUUCUCGGCUUCGAAGGCAUGGACAAGGCCAAGUCGACUCCGAAGAGCCUAGCUCGCGCGUACGACGGCAAGUACGGCUUCGACUUCCAUUCCGGCAUGGGAUACGACAAGUACUCGCAAAUGCCCGUCGCGAUUGCUACGGAUGAGCCUACGACUGUCUCGCUCGACUCGGUCGCGCCGUUGCCAGUCAGCGCUACCGAGAACUUUGUCCGCCAUGCCGACCUGCGCAACCUCGUCCCAACUCUCCGCACCACCAACUUUGCCGUCGGCAGCCGCGACCGUCACACUGCCGAGGUCAUCAUCACCGUCGCUAGGCUUCUUCCCCUCGUCCACGACCUCAACUUCGCCCGCACGCAGCGCAAGCUUACGGCAUCGGAAUCGAAGGCGCUUGUCGUUGCCACUCAGGUGCUCCAGCACGCCCGGUCUGUCAACGCGCCAAUGCACCGCGACGAGCGGGCUUUCGGCAUCUUCUCACCGAUUCAGAAAGUCCACGAGGUGCCCGUCUCGGAGCUGCUGGCAUCCGACGAGCCGCUCGCCGAGUUCCUUGGCGUAGUCAAGCUCAUGGAUGACCUCUGGCUCAAGUUCAUGUCGCCGAGGUCUGCCAGCGACCCGCUUCCAGGCUCGUACGACUUCUACCGCCUCAACUUCGAGGAAUUCAGGAGUGUGCCAGAAGAGCGCGUCCUUCGCUACGUCGAGAAGGCCAAACGCAAACUGCACGACUUUCGCGUCGAAACGCCGGACUACGUCCCCUUCCCGCCGCAGAGCCGCCCCACCAAGGACUUCGAUUCUGAGGAGGAACGCCAGCGCGUCCGCACGCUGCUAGACGAAAUCGAGUCGAGCGACCUGAUUCGCAAGAUCAAUCCUCACUUCGAAGGAUUCACGAAGUUGGAGGAUGGAUCUGGAUGGCCAUCGUUCGUGUCGGACAUCGAGAUGGACAAGUGGGAGGUCGCUAUGGGGCGGAAGUUGAUGCUUCGUGAUUUGCUCGCCGAAGCCGGAGUUCGGAUGCUCCGCAUCCUCCAGUCUUGCGACAUGAAUUUCCGCGACGACCCAGAUGCGGACCCCUUGGACGGCUUUUUCGGCAAUGUCCUCGUCGAACUCUACCUGGAAAUGGCGCUUGGCGAAGGGGAGGACCUCAUGCUGGGGCAAGCGUACCUCCUGGCGCCUAGCAAUCCGUUCAGUGCUGGGAUGGGCCACCGGAUCCAGGGUCAGCCGAUGAAAUUCGGUGCGAAGGUCGCGAGGCCUCGCAGUCUCGACGAGUACGAUUUGAAGGCCCGCAACAUCAGCCGCCGCAACUGGCAGAUCACGCGCCAGUUCAACGUCCAGCUCCAGUCUUUCCCGUCCGACAACGUUCGCAAGAGCGUCAUCCAGUCGUACGGCUCAGCGGUGCGCGCGUGGCUGGAGGAGAAGCGCUAUGCCGGCUUCGACCACUCCGACCAGGAGAAGCUCGCCGCCGCGCUCAAGCGCUUCUACAGCUCGCCAGCGAGCGACUGUCUCCGCCCGUGGAAGGCCCGCGGACUGCUCGCUUGA
Messenger RNA from Rhodotorula toruloides NP11, 3675 nucleotides. RefSeq lists its product as uncharacterized. NCBI's taxonomy places the organism in Eukaryota, Fungi, Basidiomycota, Microbotryomycetes, Sporidiobolales, Sporidiobolaceae. The record is from RefSeq and is a predicted model, not a curated record. Bases 1 to 3675 code for a protein of 1224 amino acids. The transcript is spliced from 17 exons.